CUGGUUCAGGCUGAAAACAAGAGGCUGAACAAAGCAACAGAUGCAGUGGAGAAAAGGGGACCGUACAUCAUGAGCAAGCCUCCCUCCCUCCACACCAAGCUUCAGAGGCAGCGCGAGCUGGCGAAGGCAGCGCUGCGAAGGCAGGGGCUGCUGGGGGGACCUGCGCCACACCAGCCGAAGCCGGCAGUGAAAAGGUCGGUGAAGUUCAACAAGGGCUACACGGCGCUCAGCCAGACAGCAGAUGAAAACUUGGUCUCCCUUGAUUCGGACAGUGACGGGGAGCUGGGAUCCAGAUGUUCCUCGGGAUACUCCUCUGCUGAGCAGGUAAACCAGGACCUGAGCCGGCAGCUGCUGCAGGAUGGGUACCACCUCGACGAGGUCCCCGACGACGAAGAUCUGGAUCUCAUCCCCCCAAAACCCACCAGCUCCUCUACUUGCCCCUGUUGUUUUGGGGAAAAUCUCUCCUGUGUUGUCCAGUAG
This is a messenger RNA of Apaloderma vittatum (bar-tailed trogon), 480 nucleotides long. It is a transcript of the gene FAM219B, whose product is annotated as family with sequence similarity 219, member B. The transcript is spliced from 5 exons. The record is from RefSeq and is a predicted model, not a curated record. NCBI's taxonomy places the organism in Eukaryota, Metazoa, Chordata, Aves, Trogoniformes, Trogonidae. The annotation marks the transcript as partial.